AUGUUGAGUCGCCAGCUUUUCCGCUGCGUUCGGCAAGGAAUCGCCCCCUCAACAAGUCAGGCGGUCUUUCACACAACACCUAGUAAUCUAGUAUUACACAGAGCGAAGCCACUAGACGAAGAAAUUCACGCAGAAACGACGGCAGAUGUCAAAAAAAUUAGGAGAAAUGCGCAAGUUUUGGAUUUGGCGCCGAAAAAGAGGAAAAAAGUGGAUCUAGUUAUGACCGAUACACAUCUUUCACAAUGGUAUAAAAUGGAGCCGAAGAAUCUCGCCGGCGAUUAUUUGCAAUUGUCAAAAUCGAAACUGAGCGGCUUCAUCGCCGCCACCGCGUGUUGCGGCUAUUUGAUGGCGCCAGUGCCUGUCGAGCUUCUUCCACUGGCCGCCUGCACAACCGGCACAUUUCUAUUGUCGUCGGCAGCGAACGCGUGUAAUCAGCUGCUCGAAGCGCCGUACGACGCGCAAAUGAGGCGCACACAGAGUCGCGUUCUCGUUGUCCAUCGAUUCUCGCCGCUUCACGCGUUCACGUUCGCCGGAAUCACGGGUCUGUCGGGAAUCGCCAUGUUGUCGGUGUGCAACAAUCCGACGGCGGCGCUCCUCGGCGCUCUCAACUGGAUUCUGUACGCCGGCGUGUAUACGCCGAUGAAACGGACGCACAUCGCGUGCACAUGGGCUGGAGCGGUGGUUGGCGCAAUUCCGCCAUUGAUGGGCUACGCAGCCGCCACCGGCACACUGGAUCCGGCGGCGUGGUGCCUGGCGACAAUAUUGUUCUCGUGGCAAUUUCCGCACUUCAACGGUCUCAGCUGGAAUUUGCGCGGCGAUUACAGUCGGGCCGGAUAUCGAGUGAUGUGUGUGACGAACGAGCGAUUGUGUCGGAUCACGUCGAUACGCCACAGUUUGGCGCUUGUCGGAUUGUGCUCGAUCGCGGCUCCGCUCACCGACCUCACCACCGUCUCAUUUGCCCUCGACUCUCUUCCGGUCAACGCGUAUCUCGUCUAUCUCUCAUAUCAAUUCUACAAGGCUCCCGACGCGAAAAACUCGCGAAAAUUGUUCUUCUACAGUUUGAUCUACCUGCCACUAAUAAUGCUUCUAAUGGGAAUUCUUUUGAUGAAUGAACGCGAUCGAGCCGCGACUAUCUAUUAUGAAGCGCACGCGAAUUUCGGAACUCCGCCAAAAGAAUCGGGCGACUAUCGUGUGAGGUCGGCGGCGAACAAGCAGCCGGUGGAUUUCGACGAGGAUCGCGUGUACGAAGUGUUCAAGAAGGAUCAGACGCAGGUGUUCUCGUAUCAGCGACGAGAGCCUCAAACGCGAAACGUGCCGAUAAUGCAGAAUAUGGUUCGAUCGGCGAAUUAUCAUCAUUCCUCAUCGGGCGUCGUUCAAAUGCCGCCGAUGUCGACGUCGUCGUACGACUAUUCUUCGAGCGCGAUGCCGCCGCGUUCGGAAUGGUCCGAAGAUUUUCGGCCGGGUCGUUCCGACGUCGGAGGCCCGCGAAAAUCGUCGGCGCAAUUGGUGUUUGUGCGCGGCAGCCAUCCGAUGUCGACGCCAUCGAGCGUCAAAGAUUUCGGCACGAUUGGAGGAUAUUCCGAUGAGCGGUAUGGACGAAACAGUGCGGUUCGGCAACACGCGCGCGACUACGAGUUGGAUCCGAGGUUGAACGUCACCUAUCCGCAAUUUCAUGUCGCCGAAUGGAAUGAGCGGCAUCAGACGAGUUUUCCGACGCCGAAUCGUCCGCCGCGAUUUCCGGUCGAGCGGAAUGCGUACGAUGAUGUGAGUGCGUCGAAUGGCGUCGAGAAGGAGACGGCGAUUCUCAACGAUGAUUAUGACAAUGUGCCGAAUUCGAUUGACGGCGAUAUUGAUCGAAAGCUCGUCGAGCUCGCGACGCGCGGUACCGUCGCCAACGAUGAUGAUGAUGACGACGACGACGAGGCAUUCGAAUUGCGGCUCGCUUCCGAGUCUGUCGAGUGUGGCGAAGAAGCGCGCGAGAAUAUUGUCGCGAAAAUUCGCCGAUUGGGUCAGCCUCAGCAUUUGUGA
Caenorhabditis bovis is the source of this 2028-nucleotide messenger RNA. NCBI's taxonomy places the organism in Eukaryota, Metazoa, Nematoda, Chromadorea, Rhabditida, Rhabditidae. The record is from the annotation of a GenBank genome assembly.